UUUGAAUUUUUUGUCUUUUUUAUUUUAUUUUCAGGGACCAUGUCCAUUUGGCUCUCGGAGUGUUUAUGUCUCUCCAGUUGGUGUCAAGUUUUGUUCAUUCAUGAUGAGCACACGGUUAUCAAUGCAUUCAUGUAUCAAAUACACACAGACAUGCCGCAUACACUUUGGAAAGAAUUUGGACCUACUGUGCAGCAAAACAACAAUCAACUUUCUUUUGAAGAAAAUAUUGGACACAUCAGUAGCAGUCGUAAAGAAAACAGUGUCGAUAAAGCAAUGCUUGAGUGCGCAACCGCAACCGAUGGUGACGGCGUCGUCUAUGAUGUGAUGGUUGACGUGGAUUGGGGUUAGCGUGCCAUGUGCCCGAAUUAAUCCGAAAGAAACGCACAUGCCAACUUACUAAAGGCCACGGCUGAUUGGCCACUGCUCUUUCCCGAGGUCUUGCUGCGUUGUGAACGCAACCACUCUUCCACCUUUCAGUUUGCCAUCCACACACGAUCCCAGCGACCCCCAGCAAACACCUCCCGCAAUGGCAUCCACGCGCAUUCUCGCUCGUCUGGCUACGCAGCGGUCAGCCGCCGCCGCCAUUCGAACUCCCGUCUUCACUCGCGGUUUUGCCUCUGUGAGCGAUACCACCACCCGCGACCCCCUCUCCAAGGUCGGCGAAGCCAUCAACCCGGAUCCUGCCCGCAAGGUCGUGCCCGAGAGUCAGACCUCCAACAUCAAGGAGCCCGAGCCGGAGAAGGGCUCCAAGCUCAAGACCUUCCACAUCUACCGAUGGAACCCCGAUGAGCCCACCUCCAAGCCUCGCAUGCAGUCGUAUACCCUCGACCUGAACAAGACUGGCCCCAUGAUGCUGGAUGCUCUGAUCCGCAUCAAGAACGAGACCGACCCUACCUUGACUUUCCGGAGAAGUUGCCGUGAGGGCAUUUGUGGAAGCUGUGCGAUGAACAUUGAUGGUGUCAACACUCUUGCCUGUCUCUGCCGAAUUCCCACAGACACCGCUAAGGAAUCACGCAUCUACCCUCUCCCGCACAUGUACGUUGUCAAGGACUUGGUGCCCGACAUGACGCUCUUCUACAAGCAAUACCGCUCCGUCAAGCCAUACCUCCAGCGUACUACACCUUCACCGGACGGUCGUGAGUACCGUCAGACCAAGGAAGACCGUAAGAAGCUUGACGGCCUUUACGAGUGCAUUCUCUGCGCCUGCUGCUCUACAUCGUGCCCCUCGUACUGGUGGAACCAGGAGGAGUACCUUGGACCUGCCGUUCUUCUCCAAUCGUACCGCUGGAUCGCUGAUUCGCGAGACGAGAAGAAGGCCGAGCGACAGGAUGCCCUCAACAACAGCAUGAGCUUGUACCGCUGCCACACUAUUCUCAACUGCUCGAGGACAUGCCCGAAGGGAUUGAACCCCGCCUUGGCCAUCACUGAAAUCAAGAAGAGUAUGGCCUUCACCUAA
This is a messenger RNA of Periconia digitata, 1456 nucleotides long. The record is from the annotation of a GenBank genome assembly. Lineage: Eukaryota; Fungi; Ascomycota; Dothideomycetes; Pleosporales; Periconiaceae.